This is a messenger RNA of Racocetra persica, 243 nucleotides long. The record is from the annotation of a GenBank genome assembly. NCBI's taxonomy places the organism in Eukaryota, Fungi, Glomeromycota, Glomeromycetes, Diversisporales, Gigasporaceae.
AUGUUUUCAAGACGGCUUCAACUUCAAGAACGUUUAACAAAACAGAUAGCUGUCACUUUACAAGAAAUAUUAAAACCUCAAGGUGUAGCCGUUGUGAUGGAAGCUACUCAUCUAUGCAUGGUAAUGCGUGGAGUACAGAAACCUGGAAGUUCUACCACGACAAGUGUCAUGCUUGGUGUAUUUAGAGAUCAAGCAAAAACUAGAGAAGAAUUUUUAACAUUAAUUAACAGCUCAAAACAUUAA